This is a messenger RNA of Myxozyma melibiosi, 453 nucleotides long. RefSeq lists its product as uncharacterized. NCBI's taxonomy places the organism in Eukaryota, Fungi, Ascomycota, Lipomycetes, Lipomycetales, Lipomycetaceae. The transcript has a single exon. The coding region runs from base 1 to 453 and encodes 150 amino acids. The record is from RefSeq and is a predicted model, not a curated record.
AUGGCUGGCGGCAAGAAGAAAACACGAUCUCUUGAGCAUCACAACGUGCUGCUGCGAGCUUCAAGCACGAUAGCCGACCGAAUCCAACGCACACCUCCUCACUCGCUCUCUUUAUCACAAAGUAACUCGAUGGCCGAGGGAGGAGACAACGGACGUCAUCCGCCCCGCGAUCGCGACGAACACUACGACAGCGGAGCACAACGGAAAGAUCACAUCAAAGCUGGGCAACGGAUGGAUCGCAGGAUCGAGUCCGGGUUUUUAUUCAGACUGCCUAUGGUCGUGCUUUCUGGAAAAGAUUUUCAGUCGCUGGUUGUCAAGGCUUCGCUGUAUAGCAGCCAACGUCAAGAGAGAAGUAGUCCACCUCGACUGUAUAUCUGUCAUAUGCCAUUGUACAAGAUACCCUUGCUAACGUCAUCUCAUCGAACUAGAUGCUGGUAUCUGUUCAAGAAGUAA